AUGGCCUCAGAGACCGUCAACGAAAAGGCGACUACGCCUGUUGCUACAGUCGCAACCACCCCACAAGAUACCCCCAGCGGGAAGCCCACUACAAUCGUCACAACCAGCGAGGCCCUCGUCUGCCCCGAACCAGACUACCGCCGUCCCUCCGAGGUCUCAACGCCCGCGUCUUCCCGUGAACUGAACCCUUUCGACACCGACAUCGAGGCCAUGAUCUCGACUCGAACCACGCGCGAGGACGACAGCUGUGGCAUGAAGUCCACGAGCAAGGGCCAGCUGAAGGGCAGCGCAGACGGCCAGGUGUGGCCAGGCCAGGCCCACUGGAAGAAGAAGGCCAAGGCGAACAAGCUGAACCAGCGCUCGUGCCAGUGCCUCGCCAAGAUGAGCAAGCGGAACAGGAUCCUCGUCAAGGUCGCCAUCAUCGUACUGGUGGUACUGACGGCAGUGGGAGUGGGAUUCGGCAUCAGCAAACCACUCGGUGCCGGAAUCUGGAAGCCCAAUGGCAAUUGA
Diaporthe citri is the source of this 510-nucleotide messenger RNA. RefSeq lists its product as uncharacterized. The transcript has a single exon. NCBI's taxonomy places the organism in Eukaryota, Fungi, Ascomycota, Sordariomycetes, Diaporthales, Diaporthaceae. The record is from RefSeq and is a predicted model, not a curated record. Bases 1 to 510 code for a protein of 169 amino acids.